UCUGUAUAAAGAAGACUGAUUUGUUGGACGCAUGCUGUUACAUAUUCUGGCAUUAGCUGCAUUCGUGGUGUCAGCUGCUAGCCAUGGUCGUGUCUUGGAGCCACCGUCGAGGGCUUCUAUGUGGCGGAAGGGAUUCCCCACUAAGCCCAACUAUGAUGACCAUGGUCUCAAUUGCGGCGGUUUUGGACGUCAAUUCAACAUGAAUAGAGGAAGGUGCGGCCUCUGUGGAGAUCCCUGGGAUGCCCCCGAUCCUAAACGCCACGAACUUGGCGGAGAGUAUGGCUCGGGCCUUAUUGUAGCCACCUACUACUCUGGCCAAGUAUUUACAGCGGAAGUAGAGAUCACCGUUCACCACAAAGGGUACUGGUACUUCAAGAUUUGCCCAGACCCUAAUUCCAAAGAUCAGGCUUGCUUUGACAAAUACCCUGUACAAUUAGAAAAUGGGGGAAAAUACUUCUUCCCACCGAACGCAGGGGUGUUCAAAGUUAAAUACCGUCUACCCGCAGGUUUAAUUUGUGAGCACUGCGUCCUUCAAUGGAGAUAUAUAGCUGGUAACAACUGGGGUUAUUGCGGCGGGGGAAGAUCUGGUUUGGGAUGUGGAAAUCAAGAAACCUUUGGCGCUUGUUCUGAUAUAACCAUCAGAGGACCAGCUCAUCCUGUACCUGAAGGGGGCCCGGCGCCUGUGGAAACUGCUCACAACGAUUAA
Molecule: messenger RNA, 706 nt
Organism: Pararge aegeria (speckled wood butterfly)
Lineage: Eukaryota; Metazoa; Arthropoda; Insecta; Lepidoptera; Nymphalidae
Exons: 3
Coding region: 32-706 (224 amino acids)
Source: RefSeq, a predicted model, not a curated record